AUCAUUCCGCUUGAUGGUGCACAGGAAACACCAAUAUGAAACAGAAUCGCUCAACCGACAAGCGGGAAAUGGAAAUACUCAAACGUACCGUCUGCCGGCUCAAGCCGGUCCGCAGGUUCUGGGCCGCUGGAUCACAUUUCUUCCUACAGCUAGUGCUUUGCCUUUGCUUUACCGCAUCGCUGGUCAGCUGCAACCGUGCACCGGUGUUUCUGAUCGACGAUCAUGCCGAAAUAGUCAUAAGAUUGAAGGAGUUCCCCGAGACGCCCGUCGGCACACUGAUCUAUCGGCUGCGGGGCUACGAUGCGGACGGUGAUCCGCUAACCUUUGGCGUGCAGAAAAGUGCCGACAGCCACAUCAUAAGACUGAAACAGAACGCCUCGAACGAAGCGUUCAUCUACCUCAACCAUGAGCUCGAUCGUGAAGCACGAGAAGAAUACACGCUCAUACUAACGCUCACCGAUGGACGGCUGGGUGAGGGCAACUUUGUGACGCAAAGCUUUCUGCUGCUGGUGGAGGACAUUAACGAUAAUGAGCCAAUCUUUAAACCGUUUGCCUCGGUGCUGGAGGUGGCCGAGGAUAGUCCACCGGGAAUUCUAACAACGCUCGAAGCGGUCGACAAAGACGAAGGAGCGUACGGACAGGUGGUGUACUACAUACAGGGAUUGCGUGAGGAGAACAACGUGUUUUCGAUCUCAACCACCAACGGGAAGGGUGUGGUACGGCUGACGCGAGCAUUAGACUACGAGCGGCAGCAUUUCUAUCACAUCAAUGUGCUGGCAGUUGAUCGCGCUAUACAGGGAAGAAUCAAUACUGGAACCGCUGCUUUGCUGGUAAGGGUGAAGGAUGUCGAGGAUCAACCGCCAGAGUUUCUAGUGACCCAACCAGUGGUACGCAUAUCUGAAGAUGCACCUAUCGGAACGGAAGUCAUGCGAGUCAAAGCUGUAGACGGCGAUCGGGGUAUCAACAAUCGAAUACUGUAUGAAAUUGCAAACAAUGCCAGUGAGCUAUUUGAGAUUGAUCGAUUCAAAGGCUCGCUAAGAACGAAGCAGAGGCUGGACAGGGAAGAUCCGAAAAAUCCCAUCAAUGGGGCUUUCAUACUGGAAGUAGUGGCCACCGAGGAGAGCAAACUGCAGCCCGCACCUUCUUCGACCAUGGAGAUCACAGUGAUCGUGACAGAUGUGAAUGAUGAGAUUCCACGCUUCCGCAGCGAUGGCUAUGAGUGUGAAAUUGGUGAAAAUGCUCAGGAAAACACACUGGCUAGGUUUAUUGAUGGCAGUAUCAAUGAAGUAUACGACUAUGAUCAGGGUAAAAAUGGCACGUUCCGGCUAUUGCUGGAUCCACCCAGCGAUAUCUUUGAGGUGAUUCCGAAGCGAGCAAUCAACGAGGCAACCUUUGGGUUGCGUGUUAAGGACCCGGCACUGCUCGAUUAUGAGCGUGUGCGUGAACUUACUUUAACGGUCGUGGCAAGUGAGAUCGAGACAGCUGGCCGCAGUAGUACGGCCCAGGUACGCGUGGUGAUAUUAGAUCAGAACGAUAACUUUCCCGAGUUUGUAGAGUCAGUGUAUGAAAUUGAUGUACCGGAAAAUGUGACAGCAGGUACGGUGUUGGUACAGGUUCAAGCAAUGGACGGUGACUCAGGUGUCUUCGGCACUGCAGGCAUACGAUACACGAACCUUACGGGUAGUAUCUCUAGCUUUCUACAUCUUGAUCCACGUACCGGCACCAUCACACUAAUGGCAUCCGACGGUGAUCCAGUAUUUGAUCGUGAAAUUGUCCAAAAGCACUACCUCACUGUGGAGGCGCGUGAUAAUGAAGGACGUGGCAAUCGGAAUACGGUGCCGCUUAUACUUAACGUGCGCGAUGUGAAUGAUAAUGCGCCAACUUUUGUGCAGAAGCGAUAUGAGGUACGUUUGAAAGAGAAUGCGUUCGAAUUUGAAUCUCCUAUCGCAGUUGAGGCACGUGAUAACGAUCUGGAAGGUUCACCCAACAGUGCGGUAGCGUAUCGGAUCGUAAGCACACAUCAUGCAGAAUAUUUCCACAUCGAUCGUCGUACGGGUAGAUUGUCCGUGCGAGAAGCCCUUGACUUCGAACGGUUGGAGAGUGGUGUCGGUGGUGGUGGUGACACACGGACUAUUACACUGCACGUUGAGGCAUCCGAUGGCGGCGAACCAGCGCUGACAGCUGAGGUUGAGGUAAUGGUGUACGUACAGGACGUGAAUGACUACGCACCCGUGUUUCUCGAGGCACAGUAUUCGAUUGUUAUCCCGGAGGAUACACCCAGCGGUCUGCCUGUGUUGAGAGUGACUGCGAUGGAUGGGGACGGCUCAUUUCCCAACAAUCUCGUCACCUAUCGGUUCCAACAGGGUUCGGAUGGUAGAUUUGUGAUAGGAGCAAGCACGGGCGAGAUAUCGGUCACGCAUGGGGCUUCGCUUGAUCCGAAUCUUCUCGGUCCGGAUGAGCAGGGAGCUGGGUCGACGUAUGUGCUGGAAGUGAUCGCUACGGACGGUGGCAAUGGAGAUCAGCAAUUGCAAGGAUCCUGUCUGGUAAAUGUCACGAUUACCGACGUUAAUAAUAAACCACCGUACUUUAUCGGACCCACGGCAGUGGCUGUGCGUGAGAACACACCCGUAGGUAUGGAGGUGUACAGGUUGAUGGCUAGCGAUCCGGAUGAUGGAGCAAUGCUGCGGUACUACAUCGACCGUAGUCAAUCGGAGGCAAAAACUGAGGAAGGUGCGUUGGUGAAGCUGGACGACUACGAUUUUGUGGCGGCCUUCGUGCUCAAUGAGACGAACGGUUUGCUGAAGAUAGCAAAGCUAAUAGAUCGUGAGAAAAUUGCAGAAAUCAAGCUAGCCUGUGUGGUGGAAGACGUCGCAGCUGAACGAGGUGAUCAGAUGGCAAACACUUUUCUCAAGAUUACCGUACUCGACGAAAAUGACAACAAUCCAAAGUUCCGCAAGCCGUUCUACAAACACUCAAUUGCGGAAAAUAGUCAGUACGGUGUGGCCGUCUGUACGGUGGUGGCCGAAGAUGCCGAUCAGAACAAAACGAUCAAGUACAGUCUAGAAGGUGACAGAGGUGUGCUGGAUUUGUUGCACGUUGACGACGAAACGGGUGAAAUAGUGGUGCGCAAUCGUAUCGAUCACGAGGAGUACGGUUGGUUAAACUUUUCGGUGCGAGCUGCCGAUACCGGCAGUCCACCGAGGGCAUCCUUUGUGGAGGUGUUUGUGCAGGUGUUGGACGAAAAUGACAACAAUCCGUACUUUGUGGAUAACGUGAACGAUUUCUAUGUGUCGGAGAAUGCUACGGUCGGAACGGAGAUAGCCACCAUACAGGCAAAGGAUCUAGAUUCGGGAGAUUUCGGACGCAUCACGUACAUUCUGGAUCGUGUUAGCUCUAAGGAAAAGUUUAGUAUCGAUCCGGAGAAAGGCAUCCUACGAGUGGCGGGUGCGCUAGAUCGGGAAGAAACUGCCGAGUACAUGAUGGCUGUGGAGGCUUGGGAUAACUAUCCUUACGGAUAUCUGAACGGAGAAAGUCGGAAUGCUUUCAAACACAUUCUAGUGCACGUGGUGGACGAUAACGAUAAUGUACCGGUGAUCCAGAAACCUUCCGGUUGCAGUAUGAUCACGGAGUACCACAACAUUAACGAUCCAAUCGUGAAGCUGCGUGCGACCGAUGCCGACGAUCCAUCGAACGGAAACGGUCAGCUGAGUUUCGACAUUAAUGACGGCUCCGGUAUUUUCUACAUCCAGCAGGUGUCCGCCCAGUAUGCAGAAAUAUACUCCCGUGGUCCUCUGAAGAACCUGCAUGGGAAUUAUACGCUGGAGUUGAUAGUGAGUGAUCUUGGCAAUGUACCAAAUACGGUGCACGAUACGGUUGAGAUCUGCGUGACUGAUUUUAAUGAUCAUGCGCCGGUAUUUGUUGUUCCCAGUGGCAAUACAACUGUGAAGGUGUUUGAGAACACAACGGUCGGCAAGCCCUUCUUCCAAGUGCACGCUUAUGACGAAGAUGUCGGCGAGAACGCGAUCGUCCGCUAUCGACUCAAAAUGGACUCGUUGGGCAAUUAUCGCAAGUUUUCGAUCGAUAAAGAGACGGGUGAACUCAGUCUGGCUGCCACACUCGAUCGAGAGCAGCAGAUGAUGUAUGAUCUGAGGAUCGAAGCGUAUGAUCAGGGUAUACCAACUCCACUUAGCAGUAGCGUUGAUCUGAUCGUUUAUGUACGGGAUGUGAAUGACAAUCAGCCACAGUUUUUGCUCAAAGAAAUCAGUCUCAACUUCACCGAACAUAUGAUACCUGGCGCAGAAAGAAUACGGCUUCCGGAUACCGUGGAUCAGGACUAUCUUGAUCCGCUCGAGGGAUCGACGACAAGUGUGGUUUGCUACUACAUCGUGCAUGGAAACGAGGAUGGACACUUCGUACUGGAUCCAGUGAGCCACGACUUAACGGUUGAGAAAGAGCUUGAUCGUGAAAAUAGAUCACAGUAUAAGCUACACAUCAAGGCAUCCGAGGAGUGUUCUAACACUAGCCUCUCCUCAGAAACGGUUGGACAGGGGACCAAUCUGCUGAAGGCUACCGUAUACAUAAACGACAUCAACGACAACUCACCUGUGUUUGAGUCAAAAAUAUUCACCGGCGGUAUCUCAACGUCAUCCCAGUUCGGUGCAACCAUUCUGCAGCUAAAGGCUAGUGACGCCGACGAUGGAUUGAAUGGACUGAUUCGGUACUAUCGGCACGGUGAGGUGCGGAAAACGCUUGCCGAGGGUUUGGACGAUCUGCGCACCGAUCCGUUCCUGGUCGAUGCGGACACGGGCAAAGUGUUGCUAAACUUUUUCCCGCAAAAGUCGAUGCGAGGUUAUUUUGAUUUCUCGGUGACGGCUAACGACUCGUACGGUUGUCACGAUCGGGCGCACGUGUUUAUCUAUCUCAUACGCGAGGAUCAGCGGGUAAAGUUCAUUCUACGCCAGCGUCCAUCCGAGAUUCGGCACAAUAUAAACAGUUUUCGAGAAAUACUGAGCAAUGUAAGUGGAUGUAUCGUAAAUAUUGAUGAUAUUCGAGUGCACGAGAAUCCGGACGGGUCGGUGGAUCGGACCAAGAGCGACAUGUUCAUGCAUCUGGUCGAUCAGAAGAACAAUUCGGUGCUAGAGGUACAUCAGGUGUUGCAGCUGCUGGACAGACAUGUGGAGAAAUUGGACCGAUUGUUUAAGGUUAGUUUGAGUAAAACACGCCGAAUUAUUUUUUGUUCUUCGGUGCAGGAGUUCAAUGUUCUCGACACGCAGGCGUCCGAACUAAUACAGACGGCAGAAAUGGACGAACUGUCAGUCAACAUUAUAUGGCUGUUUGUAACCAACAUUCUGCUCGGUGCACUGCUGAUCGUAGUGAUAGGACUUUCGAUAUCGCAACGGUUGUCCUACCGGCGACGCCUUAGAGCUGCCAAGAUAGCCGCUUUCGGUUCAUCAGGACCUAGCCGAAUGUAUCAGGAGGUACUCGGCGCUGUACCGAACACGAACAAGCACAGCAUGAAGGGAAGCAACCCGAUCUGGAUCGGUAGCGGCAGUCCGGAGGGUGAAUGGCUUAAGGAUGAGUUUGACAAGUGCAAGGACGCAAUCGAUGCGCAGUACGAGCGGUCGCUAAGUUCGGGCUUCUUCAUCGACAACUGCCUGCAGUACGAGGCACGAAAGGGUCUUGCCGGUGCCGAAGCGAACAACGCCGUCAACUAUCAGAUCAAGCGUGGCAGUGAAUCAACGCUCUGUGCACGCAACUUGGAAACGACCGAACUGUAA
Anopheles maculipalpis is the source of this 5777-nucleotide messenger RNA. RefSeq names its product cadherin-23. The transcript has 13 exons. Gene Ontology annotation, cellular component: catenin complex; plasma membrane. Gene Ontology annotation, biological process: homophilic cell-cell adhesion. Gene Ontology annotation, molecular function: cadherin binding; calcium ion binding. NCBI's taxonomy places the organism in Eukaryota, Metazoa, Arthropoda, Insecta, Diptera, Culicidae. Bases 36 to 5777 code for a protein of 1913 amino acids. The record is from RefSeq and is a predicted model, not a curated record.